Linepithema humile (Argentine ant) is the source of this 1730-nucleotide messenger RNA. RefSeq names its product putative protein MSS51 homolog, mitochondrial. Lineage: Eukaryota; Metazoa; Arthropoda; Insecta; Hymenoptera; Formicidae. The record is from RefSeq and is a predicted model, not a curated record.
AAGACGUCUGAUAAUUUGUGCUAAGAAAAAAUUGCAACUCAAAAUUGUGAACGAGUCUUUAAAUUAAAGUAAUUUUGGUAAUACAUUGCACAGUAUUGUUUUUAACACAGCGUUUUUUACGUAUUGUGUAUAAAAUUUUUCAAAUAAAAUAUUGCGGCUUCUGAAGGAUAAAGAAUUUAAUAAGUUUUUUCGACAAUGGGUCGCAGAAAAAAGAAUGCAAAAAAGAUUUCCGGUGUUACACAAAAAAUCUAUGAAAGUAAUAUAAAAAAAACAGAAAAAUCCAAUUCUGAUAAAAAAGAAAUAGUAGAACAGAAAGAAGAAAAUAUUUUCAUUCUCAAAACUGUGAUUGACGUUUACUCGCGUAUGAAAUUGCCACUCGUGCAUUCCACGCAGCAUCGAGCGUCGGACGACAGCGACGAAGAGGAAGAUACCCUCGAGCUGAACUUCUGGCCGCGUUUUGUCUUUGUGUCGAACUUGUGCCUGAUCUGCAUGGAGCGAUCGAAGGAAACUUGCGAAUCUUGUGGCAUGGUUUCUUAUUGCACUGUCAAACACAAGAAGGAAGGCUGGUCAAAGCAUCGCGACUUGUGCAAACUUCUUACCGAAGUUUGUACAACCGGCGAAGGGUUGUCAUUACUUCCGAAACUCACCGCAGACGAUUAUCGUGUUUAUCGGCUAAAACUAAUUGAGAUUGUAGAAUGCCGCUUGGUCAGGUCUCUUGAGUUAUGGGAAAAAGAGAUACUUCUCUACCCUCGCGUUUGUCGCAGCUGUCGUUGUUUCUCAAAGGAUUUGAGGUGCUGUUCGAUAUGCGGAAUCGAGUUGUUUUGCGAAAAUCAUAAAAGCGGACACGAAGAGUGGUGUCGGGAAUUCCAAGUGUUUGGGAGAAUAUUGAUCAUGCAACAUAAAAACGGGUAUGUAAAUCCCGAGAUUCCGGAUACUAUUCAGAAAAGCCCACUUUAUAUGCCGAAUAAUUUAGAUACAUUGAUGGCGCAACUUUAUAGUUGUUCGACAUAUUAUCGCAGCAUGGACUGUUACACGUAUUGCAGCUUGUCUCAUAUAUCAACCAUUCCAUUGACAACAUUAUAUUCCAUGCAAAUUUCUUGCCAAGAUUGGGAGAUUAUCGACACUCUCGUGGUUCACAUAAUAGGCGCCGAAUUUCACUUUGAGUGUAUAAAUUUGUACGUGUGGGAAACAUUUUUUUUACAUUUGCUACCGAAUUUGAAGCAUCUUAGAUUAAUGUUUAUUGGCCCGGAAAUGCGAUUGCCAAUGGUACCAUUAAAUUUAUUGACCGCUGUAAAGAUGUGUCCGGCGUGUAAAUCAUCCAAUCGACGCGUGAAAGUUUCAUUUCAUCCUGGAAAAUUCUAUCACGAUUUUUAUCAUUCCGAACAAUUUAUAAAACCGCACAUUGUGUGUCUCUUUAAUCCGGGACUUUAUCGAGAAACUGGUUUUGAUGGCAGAGACACGUGGCCGGAGACGAUAAAGAAAAUUUGUAAAACAAAAGUUCCCGUUUGUGUAACGUCUUAUACAAAGCACGAAAUACCUCGGGAAAUGAUCAGGAUAAAAUCGAUUGCUGAUGUGGAAACGAUUUUGGAGCCACGAAAAAAUCCAUUUGCUUCGAUCAAACCUGAUAGAAAUUUUGUCAGCGACGAUACGGUGCCACUUAUCUAUAAAAAUUACUAUCUCGCUAUCAUAAAGGGAAAAUCGUAAAAAAAUUUGUAAAAAAUUUCCUUGAA